This is a messenger RNA of Sturnus vulgaris (Common starling), 1802 nucleotides long. It is a transcript of the gene MFRP, whose product is annotated as membrane frizzled-related protein. Gene Ontology annotation, molecular function: protein binding. The record is from RefSeq and is a predicted model, not a curated record. Lineage: Eukaryota; Metazoa; Chordata; Aves; Passeriformes; Sturnidae.
CGCCUGCUGCCAUGAAAGAUUUCACCGAAAUCACGCUUUGCCCCGAGGCUCUGGACGGCAGCAAGACCGAGUUCUGCAACCCCGUUUUUGAGGGCGAGGAGCCCCGGGCGGCACCGAGCGUGGAACCAGACAAGGAUGGGACCGGCCCCGCACCACGCCGGGACGGCUUCGGCCAGCAGCUCUGGGGACAGGUGGGCUGGAGGUUCCGCGCCGACUGCAAGUUCACCUGGCUCUGCGUGGCUCUGAUGAGCAUCAUCCUGCUCUUCCUCAUCGCCCUCCUGCUUGGCAUCGUCAUCCACCAGCUGACAUCCCCACAUCCACCCGGCGCCCCUGCCACGGCCCUGCCCGCCCGUGGCACUGCCACCACCACCACGGCACCCAUCCGAAGGGACCGCCCGGCCCCCAAAACAGCCGCCACCCCAACCGAGAGCUGGCUGCCCACGGCCCGCACAGCAGCACCGGCCUGCGGAGGGACCCUGCGGGGCCCCGAGGGCUCCUUCAGCUCCCCCAACUACCCCGGCCCCUAUCCCCCCAAUGCCCUCUGCAUCUGGAGCAUCGAGGUGGGCGCCGGCCUGGCCAUCCAGCUGAGGAUGGAGACGUUCAGCGUGGAGGGCACGGCCUCCUGCCUCUUCGACCGCCUGGAGCUCUACGAAGAGCAGGGCACCGCUGGCACAGCCCCAGCUCGAGGGAGCCCGACCAGAUUUUGUGGCAAUGUGCCCCCCCCGACCUUCAACACCGACUCCAAUCGCCUGCGGGUCACCUUCGUGUCCGACAGCAGCGUGGGUGCCCAGGGUUUCACCGCCCGCUACCGCGCCGUGAGCCCCGCCGAGAAGAGCUGCGCCUGGGACGAGCACUUGUGUGACCAGGGGCUCUGCCUCCAGCUGGGCUUCGUGUGCGACGGCUUCCACGACUGCACGGACAGGAGCGACGAGGCCAACUGCAGCCUGAAACACAAAGAGUGUGGGGGGCCGCUGACCGCCUUGGAGGGGCACUUGUCCACCCCGAACCACCCCCAGCCAUACCCGCACCAGCAGCUGUGCCUCUGGCAGAUCUCGGUGCCCCUGGGCCACGUCAUCGACCUGCACUUCCACAACUUCAGCCUGGAGUCGCACGACGACUGCAGCUUCGACUUCGUGGAGGUGCACGACAGCGCGGGCACGGGGACCGCCAGCCUCAUGGGCAGGUUCUGUGGCCACCAGGUGCCACCCACCCUGACCUCCUCACGGCAUGUCAUGACCGUCCUGUUCGUGGCGGAUGAGGGAGUUGCAGAUGACGGGUUCUUUGCCACCUACCAAGCCCGCAAUGCCACAGAGAAGACCUGCAGCCCCGCGGAGUUUUCCUGUGGGAAUGGCGAGUGCCGGGCGCUGGAGUCUGUGUGUGACGGCUGGCACGACUGCCCCGACGGCACUGACGAGCUGAACUGCACCGGGGUGUCCUACCCGGCCUUUGGGUCUGUCUGCGAGCCCGUGGAAGUGGAGAUGUGCCUGGGGCUGGGCUACAACGCCACCUCCUUCCCCAACAUCUGGCUGGCCAUCCCGGACCAGGAGGGAGCGGCCGAGGUGCUGCAGGACUACCAGACGCUGAUGGAGCUGGCGUGUUACCAGCACCUCCGCCUGCUCAUCUGCAGCCUCUUCGUGCCCAAGUGCACCCCUGACGGGGGGGUGCUGCAGCCCUGCCGGGCCGUGUGCCUGGCGGCAGAGCUGCGCUGCCAGCAGUCCCUCGGCCUCCUCGGCAUCCUCUGGCCCAUCAACUGCAACAUCCUGCCCGACUCCAACGACCCCGUAGAGUGCUUCCAGCCCUGA